UCGUCUGUCCUGUACAGGGGAGUGGAGAGGUAAACACUUACGACAGCUUUAGAACACAGUGAGAGCUGCUGCAUCCAGAGGUGAUCUCAGGAGGCCACAACACCAGCGCCUUUGCAGGAAGCACAUACAGCUGAAAAUGGCACGAGUUCGACAACCCUCGUUGUCUCUGAUCCACACAGGAAUCCUCUUAGCCAUUGUUCUGCUCCCAGAGUUCCUGGGGGCCGUGCCAGUGGAGCAGCACAAGGAGGAAGAAGUGACUUCAGUGUCUGAUGAUGUGAAAGCUGACGCCAUGGCCAACCUGAAGAGACUUGUUCGUAACAGAAGGAACGUCCCCGUCCUGGCUGUGCCACAGUUCAAACGCCUGCCUGACUUCUGGGGAUGGUAUAAGCACUUCAUGGACUCCCACAACCAGGAGGGAGUUGAGGAUCUGGAUCGUCUGUACAUGGCCUACCUGCAGAACAAGCACAGGUCAGAGGAGGGGCCGACCUUCAACCACUACCUCACACACCUCAGCGAAAUCUACAAGACCUGCGCUGAUUCUGAUGACCCAGAAUGUAUUUCAGAGUCCACCAGUAAGCCUAAGGCUUCAAUGGUGAUGCCCUCCUCCAUCAAGUCCGCUGCGGUCAGGCUGUGCAACCCCUAUGUCGACCCCUACUGCCUCUUUCCCCUUGUCUCUAAGGGUGCAGCCCCAGAGCCUGAGCCAGCUGCAUCCAAGGUUCCAGUUCCCAUCCUCACUCCCAUGCUGCCAAUGCCCCUGAAGAGCCCGACUGGCUUCUACCACUAUGCCCCUGUCCUGGAGCCCUUCCUGGGCUCUGACCAGAGAGCAGAGCUGCUGAGGAUCUGCAACCCAGAGGAUGUGGAGUGUCUGCAGUACCAUCUGAGAGCAGCGUAUGGGUAUCGUCCAGCUUCUGCCCCUGCUCCGUCCUACGCUGCCCUUAAAUGUGACCCCAGGGACCCCUACUGCAUGCCCCCCCUGGUCCAGAAGGCCCCAACUGGCUUCUACCACCUGAUGUACCCCAGCUGUGACCCAUCAGAUCCUCUUUGUGUGUCCAACGUUGUUGCUCCCGCUCCCCUUUCUGAGGAAUCUCCUAAAGAGCAACACUGCAACCCUCUGUUUGACGCUGACUGCAACCCUCUGUCUGCCACUAAGUUGUCAGGCCUCACCAAGCCUGUCCUGGAGUACACCCUCAAGGGUGCACCCGCUCCUCCACCUGCUCCUCUGUCCUGUGACCCUCGCUAUGAUCCAUACUGCAUACUAGCAGUCGCCGCUGCUCUGCGCAAGCCCCCACCACAGAUCCCCGCACACCAGGUCCGCUACAAGCUCGGCAUCCGUGGCAAGACCAGCGAGGGCCACGACUGCUAUGUGCACUAUGACAAAGACUGCACCCCGGUGAAAUCUGGCUACGAGGCCAAGGCUGACAUCAAGGCUCCCGUCAAGCCCUUCUGUCAUCCGUUUGACCCCAACUGCGGUAAAUUUGCUUCACCCUCCGGCAUUGAGGCUUCAAAGACUGGCAAGGGUGGUAUAAUCCUGCCUGACCCCGACUGCGACCCAGAGAUGGACUACAAUUGUCGUCUUCGUCGCGCUGAGCCUGCUACUGAGGAGAAAGCCGCUGACGAGCCUGCUAAGGAAGGACCUGUCCCACAGUCUGCAGUUCCACGAUUUGAAGACUUCCUCAAGGGCGUCAUGAGUCAGUACAAGUAGAUUUCAGUUAUAGCAUUUCAGAAGAAUCAAAAGUCUCUGCUAGAUAGAAAUGGAAAAAAAGGUGGUAAAUUGGUAGUUUGCUGGACUUUAUGGAUCACUCAACCUUCUGCAAGUCAUCAGUUCAAAUCAGUCACUCCCUUUCCCACAAAAUCUGAAGGUUUUUAAAUUUGUUCUCUCUUUAUUUUAAGGGGAAACUCUUAUAGAUGGGCCAACUAAACCAAACAUUAUGUGAAACGUGUGGAUUAAAUACUUCAUGUAUUUAUGUUUGUAGAAAAACAUGUAUAGAUGUGUGAUAAAGUAGGUGUAGCUGUGUCUCCCUGUUGUACAUUCUCUGUUUCUAGAGUUAUUCUGAGUGUAUUUAAUGUUGUUUUCUUUCACUCCAAACAUCACAAUCAUUCACCUGUUUAGUUUUUAAUGAAGUUCUGAAUAAUAAUAAAAAAAAGAUAUGGAAAAAAUUUGA
Solea senegalensis (Senegalese sole) is the source of this 2162-nucleotide messenger RNA. It is a transcript of the gene and2, whose product is annotated as actinodin2. NCBI's taxonomy places the organism in Eukaryota, Metazoa, Chordata, Actinopteri, Pleuronectiformes, Soleidae. The record is from RefSeq and is a predicted model, not a curated record. Bases 137 to 1702 code for a protein of 521 amino acids. The transcript has 6 exons.